AUGGGUGCAGCGCAAUUCCGGCAUAUUUUCCUCCAGCCUCUCCAAUCCAAUUGGAGUUCACAGUUUCCCCCUCCUCAAGGGCGUUGGUGCUCCCAUUUGCAGUGUAAGGGAGAUGCCCACAGGGAGGGCACUGAUUUGGUCUGCAGAAGGGUUUUCAAACUGCUGAGUGGUACAGAUUCCUAUAGUGAUCCAUUCUGCAGAGCUGCUGCAAGGGGUGAUUUUUUUUCUGUGAGUCACAGCAAUGAUGACAUUCUCAGCUGUGUUUACAAGUGGAUUUCAGACUCCCCGGCUCUAGUGGUGGCCAGGAGUGCUCCGGAGGAGACCGUGACCAGCAGCUUUGCCUCCUUCAUCCACGCAGUCCGACCUGAGCACCUGUCCAAGAUCGUCCGUCACAGAAGCAAGAGAAUGAUCCUUGACAGCAUUGGUGUUGGCCUUGUGGGCAGCACAACCCAUGUGUUUGAUAUUGCUCUGAAGUACUGCCUGGAGCUGUACUCUUCAGUUGCCGUGAGCAAUGUCUAUGGCAAGCCUGGUGUGAAGCUGUCCCCGACUCUGGCUGCGUUCACUAAUGGUGUUGCGACUCACUCCAUGGACUUUGAUGAUACCUGGCACCCUGCUACUCACCCAUCAGGGGCUGUUCUUCCAGCUCUGCUGGCAGCUUCUCAGAUGCUACCUCCAAACUCCAAACCCAAUGGCCUGGAUUUCCUGCUGGCAUUUAAUGUGGGCCUGGAAGUGCAAGGAAGGCUCAUGCAUUUCUCCACCGAGGCUCACAAUAUUCCCAAAAGGUUCCACCCUCCUUCAGUAGUCGGUACUAUGGGCAGUGCUGCAGCCACUGCAAAGCUGCUGUCUCUCAGCAUGACCCAGUGUACCCAUGCCUUGGGCAUCGCUGCUUCACUCGCAGGAGCACCCAUGGCAAAUGCUGCCACACAAGCCAAGCCAUUGCAUAUUGGGAAUGCCACCCGCCUGGGCUUUGAAGCAGCACUGCUCGCUGCCCGAGGAAUGGAAGCUAACCCUUUCAUUCUGGAUGAUAUCUCUGGUUGCUCUGGAUUCAGUGCUUUUUACAGCAUCUAUCAACCCACACCGCUGUCCACACCAAGUGAGCAUCAUGAGUUCCUCUUGGAGAAACAGGAUAUUGCUUUCAAGCGAUUCCCAGCCCACCUGGGGAUGCACUGGGUGGUGGAUGCUGCCUUGUCCGUUCGGAACCUCUUCAUCAACUAUGCAGGGUCCUUCUCUCCCUCUUUGAUCCGUACCAUUGUGCUGAAGAUCCCAGUGUCAAAGUACAUCAAUAGGCCUUUCCCCAACUCAGAACACGAGGCCAGACACUCCUUCCAGUUCAAUGCCUGUACAGCCCUGCUGGACGGAGAAGUGGGCCUCAGCUCCUUCACAGAGAGCAGCAUCCACCGGCAGGAGCUGAGGGAACUGCUCCACAAAGUGGUAGUGGAACACCCUGAAGAUAAUGUGGCUAACUUUGACAAAAUGUACGGAGAGGUGGCAGUGCUCCUGAAGAGUGGAGAUGUCCUGACAGGAAAAUGUGACACUUUUUAUGGGCACUGGAGGAAGCCUCUCAGCAGGGAAUCACUCCUGAAGAAGUUUCGAUCCAAUGCCUCUCACGUGCUUCCAGAAGAAAAGGUAGAAACCAUCAUUACUAUGGUGGACAAUCUGGAGAACCUGUCAGAUAGCUCCCAUCUGGCCUAUAGCCUGUGAAAGAAUGCGUUUUUGACAAGGGAUUUAUCUCAAAGAAACUGGUUCCUUUCUUUGUUGGUGCUUUACUAUUCUUUUCCAGUGAUAGGAAAGUUCUUAUCCCUUAAAGUCAAAGUAGAUGCAUUAGUAUCACAGAAGUCCAUGAGGCAAAAAGUGUGUCUGUGUAAUUAGUACACAGAUUAAAUUUAACUCAGUUGUUUCUGAGUAGCUGAAAGCUGACUACAGAUGCCAAAACCUCCCAUGGAUCUAUGAAAAUCCUGGAGUAUUAUCUUGAAGCUGGUUCCCUACAAAGGAGAGUCCAGAUAUUUUUAAAGUUGUGUUCAAGGUUAUUUCUGUAUAGAAUGCCUAACUGCUGAGUCUGGGAAGAGGAGAAGAGGAGGACACUCAGCUGCAAAAUGUGUGCUUUCCUUAAUACUCCUCUGAGCACUUUUUGGAUCAUGAUUAGAUAGUUGUACUGGAUAAAUGAAAAAUCUAUCAGAGUUACUGUAAACAGCCCUGCCUGCAAAACUCUCAAGCAGAGAAGGAUUUUUUUUUUUUUCCAGCAAGACCUUCCAAUAUGUCCAAUAUUUAGGAAGUUGUUGUCACUUCUCUAUGUAGAAGGAAUGGUUAAGUGACUCUUAAAGCCUCUAUGUCUUAUCUGAAUGAAAGGCAGCCAAUUGAGGAAUCCUACAUCAGUCCUACAUUUACAUCCUACACCUUCUGCAAGGUGAUCAUAGUGCUGUGGCAUAUCAUCCCUCCUGGGUUUGGACAGAUCACCCAGGCAGCUAUCAGAGCUAGCUUUCCAGAGGUCAUCUUUGUAGUCAGUGAAGAGAUGGACCACUCUGGAUUGUCACUUGGGUACAAGCAUGCUGUGAUUCACAUUGGGAAUUUCCUACUUCUCUUCCCUGACAGGGGAGAAAACAUAAAGAGGAAACCCCUAAAUCAUCUUUCUAGCUGUGGUAAAAUCUAUGACUUGUACUCCUGAGUAAC
Messenger RNA from Lagopus muta (rock ptarmigan), 2667 nucleotides. RefSeq names its product cis-aconitate decarboxylase-like. The transcript is spliced from 5 exons. Bases 1 to 1701 code for a protein of 566 amino acids. The record is from RefSeq and is a predicted model, not a curated record. NCBI's taxonomy places the organism in Eukaryota, Metazoa, Chordata, Aves, Galliformes, Phasianidae. Gene Ontology annotation, molecular function: lyase activity.